Messenger RNA from Pseudonaja textilis, 2741 nucleotides. Lineage: Eukaryota; Metazoa; Chordata; Lepidosauria; Squamata; Elapidae. The record is from RefSeq and is a predicted model, not a curated record.
GCAGCGUCCCUUGUGGCAAGAGGGGGUAAGUCCAUGUGGUCCUGCCCGGCAAUUCCUCCUCUCCAAGAGCGAAAGGGCUGGGAUUCCGGCAGUAAACGGAGCACCGAGUGGGCGUGAAAAGAGGGCGAAAUCGUUACACAGACGGGCGGACGGAUCGCGGCGUGUUUAAAGAGAUGUAUUCCAUGAAAACUUAAACAUGGAGCUGGGGAAAGGGAAGCUCUUGAGAACUGGCCUUAAUGCCUUACACCAGGCCAUCCAUCCUGUGCAUGGGAUUGCUUGGACAGACGGAAAGCAAGUGAUACUGACUUCGUUAUACCAACAUAAUGGAGAACCUAACUUUGGCAACUCAAAUGUUGUGGGUCAAUUUGAACACGUUCAUGGACUCUACUGGGGUCCAUUUUGUGCACCAGAUGCUCCUGCACUUCUUGCUAUUCAGCAUAAAAGACACAUUACAAUGUGGCAACUCUGUUACAGUGUUUCAGAACAGAACAAGCUGAUGGUUUAUCAAAUCAGUGAAAUCAGCGAGCUGUUUCCUAUACUUCCUCAGGGUUGUGUGUGGCAUCCCCAAAAAGAAAUCUUGGCGGUGCUCACUACACGAGAAACCUCUGUGCUCCAUUCAGUGCGACUCAAUAACUCCAGAAUUAAAGCCGAUAUCAAAGGUACCGGUAUCAUUCAUUGUGCUUGUUGGACUGAGGAAGGCAAACGUUUGGUGAUUGGGAUAGGUAGCACACUCCAUUCCUACCUGUGGGAUGAUGAUCAGAAAACUUUAAAUGCUUGCUCCUUUUGUCCAAUAUUUGAUGUAGGGGGCUAUGUUUGUGCAAUUGAACCAACUAUGAGCACACAAGUGGCAGUUGCUACUGAACUGCCACUAGAUAAGAUCUGCAGCUUAAAUGCUGGUGUUUCCUUUGAAAUCCCAAGUGGGAUUAUUGGAAAUGCGAUUCCUUCUCAAAGUAACCCAUUAGAAUGUGAUGGUGAUGCCUCUAUAGAAGAUGGAAAAAAAGUAACGGACCAGGAAAUGCUUGCAUCAUCCCCAGUGGAUUUGACUCAUCUGCCUUUGAGCAAACAGCUACCUGAAAAAAGUCCCCUCAUUAAUCUAAGAUCCAAGGAUUACCUCACUGGAAGUGGUCACGAUGCGUCACAUUUGAUUUUGGUGACGUUUGAAAAAAAAGCGACCUCUAGUAAAAAAGUCAGCAUUCCGGGUGUCCUGGUUCCAGAUAUCCUGGCUUUUGACUCUAAAACACAGACUGUAGUAGUUGCCUCCAAUACUUGUAAUAUAAUUUUGACUUACUCCUUAUCUUCAUCACUCCUGCCUAACAUUCAACAAAUUCAAUUGGAGAAGAAUGAGAGGCCAAAGGGAUUAUGUUUCUUAACAGAGAAACUAUUAAUGAUCCUGGUUGGGAAACAAAAAUUAAUGGAUCCUGCUUUUCUUCCCUCUUCACGCUCUGAUAAGUACAUUCUCCGCUUGCUAGUCAAAAAGAUCACCACUAGAGAAGGCCCUUCUGCACUUUUGGGGCCUACUCAGGUUUGCUUUAGGAACAUACCGGUGAAAAGAGAGUGUGUUGAAAGGCAUUCUUCUGAGGCUUACUUUCUGAGAGAAGGAUUGAUGCUUCCAGACUGCAUGAGCCUGCCAUCCUCUGGGAAGAAAAAACUGAUAGAAGAAAUUGCUGAUGAGCAAUGUCUGCCAACAAGCAUUGUGGAUUCUGCUGAGAAAAAGAUGUCCAAGGAUUUUCCUCAAGAUUUGAGAACUUUGGACGUUGAGCCAACAACUCAUUCCUUUGUUCUUCAACAGCUUGAAAACUCUUCAGGAUCACUUAAUAUACCAGUUUCAAGCACACCAGGAGGUGGAUCUCAUGAAUCCUCUAAUUCAUACGACAAACAAAUGCAGAAUUCUCAUGAAGUAAAAAGGAACUUACUGCAAAGUGAAAAAGAAGCUAAUUGUGUCUCUAAAAAUCUAGAAGAACUGUGCUACAGCUUUACAGAACUUCAACAUCAACUUUUUGAGAUAACUGAACUUCUAAGAUCAGGAAAAAAAAUUGUUCCGCAGUAUCCACCAUCUUGUGAACCUUCCUUUCUUAACGUAAUUUGCCAGAAGGAGUCUUCAGGAUCUAUUACUUCUGAACAGCAUGCUGUUAUCCUCUGUGAUGGGAAACUCCGUCUGAGCAUAAUUCAGAAGAUUUUCAAUGUGGGUGUAGUUGAAAUGCAGCACAAUUUGUCCUGGAUUGUUCUUACAGCAGACAGCGAAGGCUUUGUUCCAUUAACAUUUGAAUCCCAGCAGGAGAUCAUUAUAAGGGACGUGAAUGCUAUGUCUAAUGACAGCAGUAGUGCUUCCUGCAAAGCAUUAGUUGCGGUCAACUCCACUGAGGGAUACAGGAAGCUUUCCUCCCAAAGUCUCGAUUUUACAGCCAGCUCUAUGGAAGUCUUGAGAGAACCGUCUUCUCCAUGUCUAGUGGAUGGCGGCCAUUCUUAUGAGCAAACCAAUAGCUCUUCAUAAUCACGACUGUUUGCAACUUGAUCAACGUAGAAGUGAAAUCUUUCAUGAAGCAUAAUUAAAGUUGGGACUCCAUUAUAUAUUGUGCUUUCACAAAAGGGUGAUAUUUUACUGAACCAUUGCUCCUGCCUUUGAUUCUUUUUUUACUGUUACUCCAUGGCUUACUUGCCAUUUUGACACAUAAUUUUAAAUUAUUCUUGCCUGGUAAUAUGAUGGUAGCAGCUGUACAAGGCACCUCAGUCUCUACAAAGCC